CGAGUAUUGAAGACCAUGUUGCAAUAGGGUCUUAGGUUUAUCCUGACUAACAUCUAUCAAUGCCUAGAAAGUACAGAUUCCGCUGAGUCUAAUUGAGACACCACAAUUUUCUUUUAUUUAAAAAUUUUAAAUGAGGUGAUCUUUGUUUCCUUUGCCCUUUACUCCAAUAUGCCACCACAAGUAGCUGAAGCACCAGAACGUCGCAUCUUCUCGAGACAGGAGAUUGCAGCUCUUAACAGCGAACUCAAGAAUGAUGACCGGGGUGAUGCCAUGAAGUUCACCAUCAUUGACAAUAAGAUCUAUGAUGUUAGCGACUUCGUUCAUGAGCACCCCGGUGGUGCUCAAGUCUUGUUGACUCAACUUGGAAAGGAUGCUACAGAUGUAUUCCAUGCUAUGCACCCAGCUUCUGCCUACGAAGUUCUCGCCAACAACUACGUUGGUGAUUUGGCCAACGACGUAUCUCUUCCCAAGGGCAACAACACCGCUUUUGCUGACGAAAUGCGCGAAUACAGAGACAAGCUCGAGGCUCAAGGAUUUUUCCAAGCCGACAAGGGCUUUUACACUUACAAAUUGGUCUCGACCGUCAUGAUCUCCGUGCUUUCUUUGGCUGUCCUUCGUGCCUAUGGCCAUUCCACCACCGGUGUACUUGUUUCAGCCUUUAUCAUGGGUAUCUUCUGGCAGCAGUGCGGUUGGUUGUCCCACGAUUUCGCUCAUCACCAAGUCUUCGAGGAUCGUUCCUUGAACGACGUUGUUGUUGUUUUCCUGGGAAACUUGUGUCAAGGCUUUUCCCUCUCAUGGUGGAAAAAUAAGCACAACACUCACCACGCCAGCACCAACGUUCACGGUCAAGAUCCCGAUAUCAACACCGCCCCCAUUUUGUUGUGGGACGAAUACACUUCAUCUGACUACUACUCCAGCCUUUCAGCAGACGAUAGCGGUGUUGCUAAAUUCAUUGCCCAAAAUAUUAUUCCCAACCAGACUCGUUACUUCUUCUUCGUCCUUGCUUUUGCUCGACUUUCAUGGGCUCACUCUUCGUUUUUGUACUCCUUCAAGCAAGGCUCCAUCAACAAAUCAGCCAAGCUCAAUUUCUUUGAAUGUGCUGCUAUCGUUGUUCACUGGACCGUCUUCACUGCCGUCACCUAUUUCUGGAUCGAUAGCGCUCUCAACCGGGCCCUCUUCUUUAUCGUAAGCCAGGCCACUACUGGUUACGCUCUUGCUCUUGUUUUCGCCCUUAAUCAUAGCGGUAUGCCGGUCAUCAGCGAAGAAAAGGCCGAGGAAAUGGAGUUCUUUGAGAUUCAGGUUAUCACUGGCCGUGAUGUUAAGAACGGUCUUUUGGGUGACUGGUUUUGCGGUGGUCUCAACUAUCAAAUCGAGCAUCAUAUUUUCCCCAACAUGCCUCGCCACAACUUGAAGAAGGUUCAACCCAAGGUUAUCGAGAUGUGCAAGAGACACAAUGUUCCAUACCACCUUACAGGCUUCUGGAAGGGAACUUUGGAAGUCUUGCAGACUUUGGAUAUCGUUCAAAAAGUGUCUGCCAAGUUGAGCAAGAAGGCAUUUUAGAUGAAUAUGAUGAGACAUCUUGUCAUUUCUACUUGUGCUAGGUCACAGCUUGAUAUAUUAUUAUUGUAAUCUUUCUGCUUUCACACUUUCGUUUACCCCCCAUUUGGAUCUUUCACCAGCUUCUCACCACAUUUAUUUGUUUUUCUAAUCCUGCAUAACAAAUCAUUUUUUUUUUAUUAGUA
Messenger RNA from Umbelopsis ramanniana AG, 1742 nucleotides. RefSeq lists its product as uncharacterized. Lineage: Eukaryota; Fungi; Mucoromycota; Umbelopsidomycetes; Umbelopsidales; Umbelopsidaceae. The transcript is spliced from 5 exons. Bases 169 to 1560 code for a protein of 463 amino acids. Gene Ontology annotation, biological process: lipid metabolic process. Gene Ontology annotation, cellular component: membrane. Gene Ontology annotation, molecular function: heme binding; oxidoreductase activity, acting on paired donors, with oxidation of a pair of donors resulting in the reduction of molecular oxygen to two molecules of water. The record is from RefSeq and is a predicted model, not a curated record.